Messenger RNA from Galleria mellonella (greater wax moth), 2065 nucleotides. It is a transcript of the gene atms, whose product is annotated as RNA polymerase II-associated factor 1 homolog. The coding region runs from base 141 to 2003 and encodes 620 amino acids. The transcript is spliced from 10 exons. Gene Ontology annotation, molecular function: chromatin binding; RNA polymerase II complex binding. Gene Ontology annotation, biological process: transcription elongation by RNA polymerase II. The record is from RefSeq and is a predicted model, not a curated record. Gene Ontology annotation, cellular component: Cdc73/Paf1 complex. NCBI's taxonomy places the organism in Eukaryota, Metazoa, Arthropoda, Insecta, Lepidoptera, Pyralidae.
UUAAUUUUAUCAAUCAUUCAAUCAAUCAAACAUCACCGCUUCAAGUCUAGUAAAGGGAAAUAUUCAAAUUUUAUUUAAUUAAUAAUGCAUAUUUAAAAAUUAAAAGUCAAAAGAGGGCUUGUUAAUUGCAUUUUAGCAAUAUGCCGCCGACAGUACAGACGACGAAUGAACCAGAAAGGGAAAAACGACCUCAGCGUACGGGGGAAAGAAGGUCAGAGUUAGUGACACGAGUUAAAUACUGCAAUACGUUACCAGAUAUCCCUUUUGAUCUGAAAUUCAUUACAUACCCAUUUCCUUCGACGCGUUUUAUUCAGUAUAAUCCUACGUCUUUAGAGAAGAAUUAUAGAUAUGAAGUGUUGACAGAACAUGAUCUGGGAGUACAUUUAGAUUUGAUAAAUAGAGAUAUAUACCAAGGGGAUGGUAACGCGUUACUAGAUGCAGCUGACGAAAAAUUAUUAGAAGAUGAUGUUCUUACACCCCAAGACUCUAAAAGAUCACGACAUCAUGCUAAGAACGUUUCAUGGUUGCGCCGUUCUGAGUAUAUCUCCACAGAACAAACGAGAUUCCAGCCACAAAGUAUGGAAAAGGUUGAAGCUAAAGUGGGUUAUAAUGUUAAAAAGAUAUUCAGUGAAGAAACAUUAUACAUGGAUCAUGAAAGUCAAAUCAAAGCUAUUGAGAAGACCUUUGAGGACAAUAUGAAACCUAUAGAGAAGCACUAUAGUAAGCCAGGAGUUACCCCAGUGGAGGUCAUGCCUGUGUUCCCCGAUUUCGAUAUGUGGAAAUACCCAUGUGCUCAAGUUAUAUUUGAUUCUGAUCCAGCACCAACUGAUAAAAACAUUGCUGGGCAAAUUGAAGCUAUGUCUCAGGCUAUGAUUCGUGGUGUGAUGGACGAAAGUGGUGAACAGUUUGUAGCCUACUGUCUACCCACAGAGGAGACUAUUCAGAAACGUCGCCGUGAUAUUGCUGAGAAUAUUCCGUACAUGGAUGGAGACACUUAUGAAUACAAAAUGGCUAGAGAAUAUAACUGGAAUGUCAAAAGUAAAGCAUCCAAAGGUUAUGAGGAGAGUUACUUCUUGGUGGUCCGUAAUCACUGUGUAUAUUAUAACGAGUUGGAGACACGUGUGCGACUGUCCAAACGCCGCGCUCGCGCCGGUGCGGCAGCGCAAGCUCUCACCAGGCUGGUGGUGACGCACCGCCCGCUCAGUAGCAUCGAACAUCGCAUGCUCAGGCUAAGAGAAAAACAGCUUGAGCCUCCACAAGAGGAGGAUGAAGAAGAAGAGGAGGAAGAUGAUGAAGAAGAAGAUAAACAAGAGGAGAUAACGGAAAAAGAAAGAUCUCAUUCCCGUUCAAAAUCGGGAUCGAAGUCGCCUGCCGGGUCGGAGAAGUCGAAAGGCUCGAACAGGUCGAGGUCUGGCUCCCGAGAGAGGUCUCGUUCCAAAUCCAAGUCAAAGUCCAGAAGUCGGUCGCGAUCUGCAUCCGGUUCGAGGAAGUCGAGAUCUAGAUCUGGAUCCGCUCAGUCCGGCUCUGUUAGGUCUGGUUCGGCGAGGUCAAGGUCAGGCUCUCGUUCGCGGUCAGGGUCACGGUCGCGAUCAGGGUCAAGGUCGCGGUCAGGAUCAAGGUCGCGGUCAGGUUCACGGGCGUCCUCCCGCGCCAGUUCUAAGAGCGGGAAGGGGUCCCGUGCCAGUUCGACCAGCCGACGCGGCUCUAGGUCUAGCAGUAAAGCUAGUAAUAAGGGUUCACGAGCAAGUUCUAGAGCCAGCUCCCGCGCGUCAUCACGAGCUAGUCGAGCUUCGAAGCGGUCGUCUCGAGCAUCAUCUCGAGCCUCUCGAGCUUCUUCUAAAGGCUCAGGCUCUAAAGCGUCAUCUAAAGCGAGUUCUAGAAGGAACAGCGGCUCCGGAAGUGGAUCUGAUAGGUCUAGGAGUCGAUCGGCAAGUGGUUCUCGACGGGGUUCCCGCAGUGGGUCAGCGUCCAGUGCGACGUCUAGACACAGCGGUUCUGACUAAGUUAUGAUAUUUUUAUUAUAAUUAAAUUAAUAUAGUAAUUAAAUUGAUUUUGACGUAUAAAA